Aspergillus luchuensis is the source of this 363-nucleotide messenger RNA. RefSeq lists its product as uncharacterized. NCBI's taxonomy places the organism in Eukaryota, Fungi, Ascomycota, Eurotiomycetes, Eurotiales, Aspergillaceae. Bases 1 to 363 code for a protein of 120 amino acids. The transcript has a single exon. The record is from RefSeq and is a predicted model, not a curated record.
AUGACCAGGCCUCGUCGCCCACACCCUUUCAUUUUCGCCCUCGCCCUCGCCCUCCUUUCGGCCCCUGCUCCUGCUCUCCCUCCCCUCUUUUUCUUGUCGCUUCCUUCCUCUUCUUCUUCUGCUUCUUUCUUUCUCUUCUUCUCCUCUUCUCCUCUUCUUUUCCCUCUCCAUAUUCAUUCUAAUCGUGACUGUCCGUCCCGGGUUCAUUUCUUUUCCCACCCACCUUUUCCCCUUCAUUGUGAUACCCGAGCUCUUGUAGCUUUGCGCAAAGAGAGCUUUUGUUUCCUUCUGUUGAGAUACCCCUUAAAGAGAUACCCUGCUCGACGCGCGCCUUUAAUUACGAAGCUUCGCCAGCUUCCCUAG